Molecule: messenger RNA, 3872 nt
Organism: Cynara cardunculus var. scolymus (artichoke)
Lineage: Eukaryota; Viridiplantae; Streptophyta; Magnoliopsida; Asterales; Asteraceae
Exons: 14
Coding region: 515-3643 (1042 amino acids)
Molecular function (GO): glycosyltransferase activity
Source: RefSeq, a predicted model, not a curated record
GAACGGAGGAAAAAGAUAAACAAAGAAAGAAAAAUGGAUUUAUUCUCUCUCUAUCUCUAAAAGCUUCUGAGCUGUUCUCUUUUAGCACUGAACAGAAACAACUCACUACUCACAAGCAUCUCUUGAUUUCUUUAAUGGGUCUAUCUGUAAAAUAGACGAACGAGGAUAACGAACACUCUUCUUGCUAUUCCUAGUUCAUAUCAUCUGUAAUCACUACAUUUUGGAUACUGAUUUAAUCGCAGUUUUAUAGCCAAAUACAUCAACAACAAACCAAAAAAGCCCCCCCUUUUUGUCUUUACCCUUUUUCAAGAAAUCUUGAUUACAAUAUUCAAUGCCUUUUCCGUUAUUGGGUUUGCCGUGAUGAUUUAAUCCCAGUUUAGCCAAAUACCUCAAGAAAGAAAAAAAAAAAAGCAAAAAGGAUCCCCUUUUGUAUAUUGAUUUUUAUUAGGUAUGUAAUCUGUGGAAAUCCGAUUGAGGAAGCUGUGUUUUUAGGUAUCCGUUGGUGGGAAUGUAAAUGGGUUCUCUUGAAAAUGGAGUGUUGCCAUUAAAGAGGGAUUCUUUACUCAAAUCUUCAUCUAGAAAUGAGAGGAACAAUUCAUUUGUGCAAAGACCCAGAUCAAGGUUUACAAGAUUUAUGGUUUUGAAGAAGCUAGAUUACUUGCAAUGGAUUUGUGCUGUGGCUGUAUUCAUCUUCUUUAUGUUAGUGUUUCAAAUGUUCUUGCCUCUUUCCACUGUGGAAAAAGAUGGUGGGGAUUUCUUGAAACAAAAGGAGGAUAAUUUUGGUGGGGAGUUGAAGAAUUUCCUGAAAGAAAUUGGUGGAUUGGAUUUUGGUGAAGGUGUCAAGUUUGAGCCUACCAAGCUUUUGCUCAAAUUCCAAAGAGACAAUAGAGAUGUUUAUAAUGUGGCUUUUGGAGGGUCAAGAAGAGUAGUGAGAUUUGGGCACAGAAAACCCCAGCUUGCUUUUGUUUUUGCAGAUCUGUUGGUUGAUCCACAACAAUUAUUGAUGGUCACUGUUGCAGCUGCUUUGAAAGCAAUUGGAUAUGAAAUUGAGGUUUACUCACUUGAAGAUGGCCCCGUGCAUUCCGUUUGGGAAAAUGUUGGAGUUCCGGUCAAUAUUGUGGAAGCUGGUGGUGAUCCGAAGAUUGUGGUCGACUGGCUGAACUAUGAUGCCAUACUAGUGACAUCUCUUGAAGCAAAAGACGUCGUUUCAGGCCUUUUGCAGGAACCUUUUAAAUCUAUACCUGUUAUAUGGAUUGUCCAUGAAAAAACACUUGCUACCCGCUUCAAAAACUACGUCUCAAAUGGUCAAGUUGAGCUGAUUGAUGAUUGGAAAGCGGUCUUUAAUCGAGCUACAGUUGUUGUCUUCCCUAAUCACGUGCUUCCGAUGUUUUAUGCUGCAUUUGAUGCUGGAAACUACUUUGUUAUACCUGGAUCUCCUUCUGGGGCUUGCAAAUUAGAUAACUCAACAAAUGUUCUUCAAGAAAGUCUGCGUGUGAAUAUGAACAUUGGGGAUCGUGAUUUUGUUAUUGCUAUAACGGGCAGUCAGUUUCUGUAUAAAGGAUUAUGGCUGGAGCAUGCACUCGUUUUACAGGCUUUAUCACCACUUUUAGCAGAGUUUCCUGUUGAUGAUAGUUUGAGUCCUCGUCUCAGGAUCAUAAUCUUGAGUCAAGACUUAACGGGUAAUUACAGUGAAGCUAUCAAGGGAAUUGCUUCAAACUUGAACUACCCAAGUGGUACUGUAAAUCAUGCUGCCAUUGAUGAAGAUGUAUACAAUGUUCUGAGCAUCGCAGAUGUAGUGAUAUACGGGUCAUUUCUAGAAGAACAAUCUUUUCCCGACAUUCUAAUAAAAGCAAUGUGCUUUGAGAAACCAAUAGUAGCUCCUGACCUAUCCAUAAUCAAGAAAUACGUUGAUGACAAGAUCAAUGGCUAUCUCUUUCCAAAGGAGAAUAUAAAGGCCUUAACGCAGAUCAUGCUGCAACUCGUGUCAAAAGGAAGACUAUCAUCUCUAGCUUACAACAUUGCGUCAUUUGGAAAACAUACCGCAAAAAACAUGAUGGUUUUGGAAUCCGUUGAAGGGUAUGCGUCUUUGAUAGAAAAUGUUCUCAACCUUCCAUCGGAAGUUGCAUCUCCAAGGGCAGUAUCGGAAAUUCCUUCUAACAUCAAAACUGAGUGGCAGUGGCAUCUUUUUGAAGCUAUUGCAGAUCGUAAAUAUGUAAAUAGAACUUUGAGGAUAUACCAUUUCUUAAACAAGGUUGAAAAGCGGUGGAACCGUACUCUAAAAGAGAGUUCUGCCGAUGUUGUGGCCGAUGAUACAUUUUUGUACAGCAUAUGGGAAGAAGAGAGAAGCAUUCAGAUAGCAACAGCUAAAAAGAGAAGAGAAGAUGGUGAGUUAAGGGAUAGAAGUGAGCAACCGAGGGGAACGUGGGAGGAUGUAUAUCGAAGUGCAAAGAAAGCCGAUCGGUAUAAGAACGAUUUGCAUGAGAGGGAUGAUGGGGAGCUUGAAAGGACGGGUCAACCAUUAUGCAUCUACGAACCUUACUUUGGGCAAGGAGCUUGGCCUUUUUUGCAUCGUGGUCCACUAUAUCGCGGUCUUGGGCUGUCAACGAAAGGUCGAAGAUCAAGAACCGAUGAUAUUGAUGCACCUUCUCGUCUUCCUCUUCUAAGCAUACCUUAUUACCGUGAUGCCCUUGGUGAUUUUGGAGCCUUUUUUGCAAUCGCCAACCGUAUUGACCGUGUACACAAGAAUGCUUGGAUUGGGUUUUCAUCAUGGAGAUCGACGGCUAAGAAGGCUUCUUUGUCAAAGGCCGCCGAGGUUGCUUUAUUAGACAACAUUCAAGCACGCAGGCAUGGUGAUGCUCUCUAUUUUUGGGUUCGAAUGGACAAAGAUCCAAGAAACCCGAUGCAACAAGAUAUUUGGACGUUUUGUGAUGCUAUAAAUGCGGGUAAUUGCAAGUUUGCAUUCUCGGACGCUCUCAAGAAAAUGUAUGGAGUAAAGGAUAAUUCGACGUCACUCCCACCAAUGCCGGUGGAUGGAGGUUCAUGGUCCCUAAUGCAUAGCUGGUGUAUGCCAACCAAAUCUUUCGUAGAAUUUGUGAUGUUUUCAAGGAUGUUUGUGGACGCGUUGGAUUCACAAGUUUACGACGAGCAUCAUCAAAGUGGUCUCUGCUACCUAAGUUUAUCGAAGGACAAGCAUUGCUACUCACGGGUUCUCGAGCUUCUCGUAAACGUAUGGGCGUACCAUAGCGCAAGGCGAAUGGUGUACAUUGACCCAACCACCGGAACAAUUCAAGAACAACACGACUUCAAGAGCCGAAGAGGCAAGAUGUGGAUUAAAUGGUUCAAUUACAACACUCUCAAGGCCAUGGACGAAGAUCUUGCCGAAGAGGCCGACUCGGACCACCGUAAAGAACGGUGGUUAUGGCCGUCAACGGGCGAGGUGUUCUGGCAAGGAAUGUACGAGAAAGAAAGAAGUCAAAUGAGACGACAAAAGGAGAAACGAAAGCAGAAAAGCAAAGACAAGAUCCAGAGGAUCAAAAACCGGACUCACCAAAAAGCGUUAGGGAAGUACGUGAAACCGUCGCCGGAAAAUGAGACGGAAAUUAACUCCGACUCGAUUGUAGCAGCAACAAAACUUCUUAGAUAGCAGAUUUUUUUUGGGUUGAAGUUGUAGUUUUGAUCAGUUCAAUUCUUUGUGAAAAUUUACAAUAUUUGUUUUUGUUUUUGUUUUUUGUUUUUGUUUUUUGUUUAUAAUUAUGAUGAGGUUUUGAUGUUAUGUAAAAGGGCUUCUCCAAGAACCCUUCUGUAUGUAAAAACUGCAGAUGAUGAUGUAUUGCCAUUAAUGUAUACUAAAUGCUUUGUAAUUAUUGUUUCCA